Molecule: messenger RNA, 1196 nt
Organism: Carica papaya (papaya)
Lineage: Eukaryota; Viridiplantae; Streptophyta; Magnoliopsida; Brassicales; Caricaceae
Source: RefSeq, a predicted model, not a curated record
CUAUAAAUCCAAAGGGCUCGCCUCUUGUAAGACUACCCGAAGAGCUGGCUCCUGAGAGGAUUCGCUGCACCUCUCAAAUCCUCUUCCUUCCUUUUGUUUUCCUUCGUUUUCUUUCUGAGGUUUUUCUAGUGUUGCUUUAAUUUUCUGUUUUAUUUUCCUGGAAAGUCAAACGGUUUUUGGUUUCUUGUCGAGUUCGUCUAGGCUCGAUCUCGAGGAAUCCCGACGUGAUAAAACGCAAGCGGUGUGUUUGGUUUCUACGAGGAUUCCUUGUUUAUAACAAAUAUAAAAACACUGUGGACUUUUUUUAUUUGAAGAAAGGAUAAAUCUGUGGACUUCGUUCUGUUUUCUCGCGAAACAACCUGCCGAACCAUAAGAUCCUCCACUUUUCCUUUUAAAUCCGUUCUGAUUUUCCUUUCUUUCUUGCUUGCCGAGCACUGGAAGCAUUGUGUGAAAGAUUUGGUAGUGGAAAUCAUCCCAGAUCCGGAAUCCUGUGUUUCUGAGAACUCUGUUUGAUUGUAAUCGUGUAGAUCCGGUUCUGCUUGUGUUUGUUCCUCUUUCCAAUAAGAAUUUCCUUGUCGAAAAGCUUUGUCGUCGUAAUUCUCCGGAAAAUAUACUCUUCUGAACAUUGUUUAUUAGUGUUAACCGGUUAUUCAAUAAUGUCGGCGACUUCUAACUCCAUCCUCCAGCUUCGCACCAAUCAUUGUCCCCUGACUUCUCUUAGCAAAUCCUCUGCUACUCCUCAGUUGCACAUCGCUCCGGUUAGCUGCCGUAGAACCAGAGCAGCACGAUGCUCUGCUGCGAAGAAAGCGACGGUCGUGGAGAAGAAGUUCAUGGGGGCCCGUUUGAGGGGAUCCGGUUCCGAGAGGCUUCAUUUCUGGCAAUCGGACGGUCCUGGUCGUUCACCGAAGCUCCGAGUGGUGGUCCGCUCUGCAUUGUCCGGGGUGCCGGAGAAACCUCUCGGUCUCUACGAUCCAUCUUUCGAUAAGGAUUCGUGUGGGGUCGGGUUUGCCGCUGAAUUAUCCGGCGAAAGCAACCGCAGAACGGUAACGGAUGCUUUGGAGAUGUUGAUACGGAUGUCUCAUAGAGGUGCCUGCGGAUGCGAGACUAAUACCGGAGAUGGAGCUGGAAUUCUCGUGGCUCUUCCUCACGAUUUCUAUAAGGAGUUCUCGUUCGCUAGAGCUGGCUUCAUUGUUUAG